GCUCGUGUGGCCGGUUAAUUGGCAACAUGUCGGCUCUCCAGAAGUUCAUGCUCGUGGUGGAACACGACAAGGAAGAAGCCAAGCGCAUCGCCGAAAGCGUUGCCCAGGAUGUCGAAAGCAAAAAAACCACCCUGAUUGAAAUUGUGCAGAUGCUCGGCGAAUAUAUCAACGAUGAAGACCCAAUUCUGCGCGGAAAGGCUGUCUCCUUCCUUACCUCCGUUAUCAAGUCGCUAUCGCCCCGGUUCCUGUCUAGACAGCAGAUCCAGGUACUGACGACGUUCUUUGGUGAUCGGAUUGAGGAUGGAGGUGCGGUUGCGGGGUUGCAAACACUGCAGGCAUUGGAUCGGUUUACCAAGGAAAUGGUCACCGAGACUGCGCAAGCCUUGUUCUCCAACUUCCAGGACCUACAAUCUCGGUCCCAGUCCCAGCGAUUCCAAGUCUACCAAUUGCUCAAUAACUUGAUGUCGAAUCAUCGCAAGGCGCUUCUUGAAAUGGGCGACACGUCUCUCGUCGGAAUCGUGGAUCUUAUGACAGGGGAGAAGGACCCCCGGAACCUGAUGAUGGUCUUCUCCAUUCUCAAGGUAGUCAUGGUGGAGUGGGAGAUCACAAACCACGUUGAGCUUUUGUUCGACUCGGUAUAUAACUACUUCCCGAUCACGUUCCGGCCGCCACCAAAUGACCCAUACGGAAUUACUGCACAAGACUUGAAGGGCCGACUGCAGGAUUGCAUCUCUUCAAACAGACUUUUUGCUCCACAGGCUAUUCCUGCUUUGCUUGAUAAGCUGGACUCGACAUCCCCAAAUGUUAAGAAAGAUGCACUCAAUACUUUGAUCGCCUGUGUCCACUCAUAUGAUCCAGAUACUGUGUCACGAUAUUCCAUCACCAUUUGGGAGGUUUUGAAAUUCGAGAUCCUCAAUGUCCAGGAAGAAUUCCUCUCGGAGUUGUCUCUGACAGCCCUGCAAGGAAUCGCGCAGCGGCUUUCAGAAGGCGUCACUGAAAUCUCCCAAGAUCUCCCUCUGGCCCAGUACCUGAAGCCUAUCACCAAAGAAUGCAACGAACAAUUGCAAGAGCCUCAACAGAAGCAGGCGAAACCCGCACAGCAGAUUCUCGCUUCGCUGUCAUCCUCCUCAGUGCUCGCUUUCGCACUUCUCGUGCAGACUGUUGUCGCUCCGAUCUUCACAAUUUACCAAGAAGCAGAUGGAAUUGUCAAGCAACGAGCUCUCUUAGACACACUAUCUGUUUUGUUCGAGUCUGCCAUCCAAAUCUUUGGAAAGUGGACAACCCGUGGAGCCGAGGUCGCUUUUGAAAACCCACUACUUGAGUUCAAGGAUCAGUUCUCGGAUGUCUUGGGUCAAGCCUUGAUGGGUGCUGCUAAAGAAGAGGUCUCUUUCCGGGUUACUGCCUUGAAGGGAUUCCUCCGCCUGUCCACUCUGCGCGGCUUCUUCCAGGACAAUGAGAUUGGUCUUUUCGUGCAAUACCUGGAUGAAAUACUUCUCCAAGAGGAAUCAGUUGGCCGGGAUGACUUGAAAAAGGAAGCCAUCGCAGCGCUUGCGGAGAUUUCCAAACACAAGCCCCGCCUUAUCAUGGACAUUACUUUCCCUGCCUUCGUGGCAACCCUGCCGGAUGAGGAUGACGGCACGAACACAGCAUACCUAUCAACUCUGGACACUCUGGCCCAGAUCAGCGUUGAGAGGGAUAUCUUCGAAACCUUGUUCCGUCGUCUGUUCAGCAAAUUGUCUAUCCUGCUUCAAAAGGAGCAACCUGGCUCUGUAGGUUACCCUCGGGCCAUUCUGGUGACUCUUCUCUAUGUCAUGCAGCAGAGAGAUAUGAAGGUAGAUCCAAAUGUGGAUCUGUACUUUGACAAGAUCGUGGUUGGGCUUUGCCGCAGCGUUUCUGAAGCGGCUUCCGGGAAGGCUAAGAACCGCGUUCUCAAUGAUGCUACUAUCCUCGACACUCUCGGUCGCCUUUGCAACCUCCUGGUCCGAUCCGUAUCGAUUCAAAAGCAGGAACAAGCCGCCGAGAAUGUGUAUAGUCUCUUUGCCUUGCCGGGCGAUUUUUCGCCAGUGCCAUUCUUCCAUGGUGCGACCGCUGACCAAGAGCGCACAGCCAUUGUGUCAACCUACCUGCUCGCUGGUCUUUCCAAGGACUGCGCGAACCGCAUUCCCCAUACUUGUCCUGAUGUCUCUCGCUUGAUUCAAGAUUUAGUGAUGCGCUCUGUCUCUGAGGAUACAGAGCCGGCCACCCAUCUCGCUUUCCUGCGCCAGCUGGCCCUACUUGUUAACAAGUUCCUUUCAAAGCAGGACUUGCACAUUGCCGAAACGGCAUUCGACGGUCUGGUCGCUGGAAAAGGGAUCCUCAGCCCCAGCGCUAUUCGAACCGUCUUCUGGCUCUCAAAAGCCUUGGUGCUUCGCCUCGCUCCAACAACGACUCAUAUUCUUACUUCCCUGCUGGGCUUGCUCUCCUCCCCAGACCAGCAAACCAGCGCCGCAACAGCCCGCGGUUUCUCCAUUCUUCUCAGUGAAGAUGAUGUCCUCUCUGCGACGAACGGUGCCACAAUUCGCUUGCUCUCCAAGCAGCGCGUCUUCACCACCGUCGUCCCGAUGAUUUCGUCUCGCAUCCGCGAAGUCAACAUCGCCGGCAACGCCGACGAGACCCAGACAAAACCAGACCACAUCAAACCGGCCCAUCUAACAGCCCUCGCCGGAAUCCUCUCCACCAUCAGCACGGCCCUGGUCAUGCCCGAACUCCCAACCCUACUCCCCCUCCUCCUCCAAUCCCUCGACCUUCAAACCCUCGACUCCGUCGCCGUACGCGCAGCAACACUCGACACCCUCGCCGUAAUCAUCCGCGACAACGGCGUAGCCGUGAUCGACAAGUGCGGACACGUCCACAGCCUCGUCGAGAGACUUCUCAAAACCACGCAAGCCAAGACCAAUUCGAGCGCAGUAAACACGCCUCGUCUUCGUGCUGACGCUCUCAAAUGUCUUUACCUUCUCGCCACAAAGCAGACUUCCGCCGACGCAGGAUCAAAUGCACCCCCACCGCCGUCGAUUUCCCCGCUUCUGCCUGAAAAGAACCAAGUUCUGCGUUCUCUCCGUGCAGUCUUGGAUGACCCCAAGCGAGACGUGCGCAAGGCCGCUGUCGAUGCUCGUGGGGCGUGGAUUCGAGGCGUGGAUGAUGCGCCGGAGGAAGAGGACUGA
Messenger RNA from Penicillium cinerascens, 3200 nucleotides. Its product is annotated as MET18/MMS19 family protein. Bases 27 to 3200 code for a protein of 1057 amino acids. The transcript is spliced from 6 exons. Lineage: Eukaryota; Fungi; Ascomycota; Eurotiomycetes; Eurotiales; Aspergillaceae. The record is from RefSeq and is a predicted model, not a curated record. Gene Ontology annotation, biological process: iron-sulfur cluster assembly. Gene Ontology annotation, cellular component: cytosolic [4Fe-4S] assembly targeting complex.